UCUAUCCUUUCAUUUUUUAAUCAUUAUUGAAGGGAAGGUUCAAAUUAUAAGGGAAAAAGAAGAAAAGUGUAAUACAAAAUCAUCAAAUAUUUGCAUCUUUUGAAUAAAUAAACUUGCUCCAAGCUAAACAACAGUUUAAUUGAACUAAUUUUUUUUAUGACAAGGACCGGCAGCCGCUACCCUUCGGUGCUCACAGCUCAUGUGCAAUACCGCAAACCACAUAGGAGGGAACCUACACCAGGCAAGCCCGUGCCACGAGCUCGAUCAGAAAGCAAAUUCUUGCUAUCAUAGGCAGAGGUUUUCGAACCUGAAAACUCCAUUAUGGAAGCUCCAUGUUCAACCAACUGAGGCACCCUUACAGGACGGCCAAGUUGGAGACGGUAGUAUACUGGUGCUUGCCGAGGAUGUUAUGGUACCAGUUAGUGUGGUAUACACUGCAAUCAGUGUCUUAAAGAAAGAGGGAGCUGAGAAGUUGGACCCUAUGAUUGUUACUCAAGCUUCAACCCAGAGUCUGACAUCAGCGGAGUUUGCAUCUAUGGAUUUUGUUGCUCUCAUCUGUAGGUCCCUAGAGUUUCCUAGUGAUAAAUUAUGUGCGGACAUCUCAAGAGUGUUGAAGCCAGGUGGAAUAGUCCUACUUAGCCUAAGUUCUCAAUCAGUCUCGAAGGCAAACUUCACCCAUGAGCGAAAUUUAUUAUUGGCUGGAUUAUCUGAUGCUCAGUCAUCUGAAACUGGCCACUCUAUCGUGAUCACAGCAAAGAAACCUUCAUGGAAGGUUGGCUUAUCCUUUUCUAUCAAGAAAGUCACAAAAUGUUUACCGAAAGUUCAGAUCGAUGAUGAUUCAGAUCUCAUUGAUGAGGAUAGCCUUCUCAACGAAGAAGAUCUGAAGAAAUCACAAUUGCCAAGUGUUGGAAAAACAGGGAAAGCAUGCAAAACUUGUACGUGCGGACGGGCUGAAGCUGAGACAAAAGUGAAACUUGGACCAACUGCUGAACAACUGAACAAUCCUCAGUCUGCAUGUGGCAGCUGUGGUCUAGGUGAUGCUUUCCGUUGCAGUACAUGCCCUUAUAAGGGUCUCCCUCCAUUCAAACUUGGUGAAAAGGUAACGCUUUCAGGGAACUUUCUUGACGCUGACAUCUAAGUUCAGAUGAUAACUGUCAAUAUCCAAUUGCAGAAACCGCUAUACUUAGGUCAAAAUUUUGUUGGUUCCUUCUCUUUUGUGAGAUAAUUGAAUAUGUAAGAUGUACUCUUGUCGAAGGGAGGGAAACAGCAGUGUUCUGUGAACUGCUGUUUGAUCGUUAAGAGUUGAUAGAAAAGAUGUGGAUUUACGUGGCAGAAUGCAAAGUGUUGGAAAUGUGCUUUGAGACCAAGGUGUCAAACAAUUAAGUUUUUAUUGUUAUUCCUAUUGGAAGGAAGAUGUGAUUUUUUCUCCUUACAUUACUCAUUAUAUUGAGAACAAUGCAGCAUCUACGUCUGAGGAGAAGAUUGUUUAUACGAGAAAGAAAGGGAUUUCUUUUCCCAUUAUGGAUUUCUUUAAGAGGUUUUCUAAAGCAUUGGAUUCAUCGACUCAUUUCUUCAAUAAAGUAUCGUAUGUGAUAUUAGUCGUAUUGAAUUCUAA
Messenger RNA from Lycium ferocissimum, 1615 nucleotides. RefSeq names its product anamorsin homolog. The transcript has 8 exons. Gene Ontology annotation, cellular component: cytoplasm. The coding region runs from base 200 to 1138 and encodes 312 amino acids. NCBI's taxonomy places the organism in Eukaryota, Viridiplantae, Streptophyta, Magnoliopsida, Solanales, Solanaceae. Gene Ontology annotation, biological process: iron-sulfur cluster assembly. Gene Ontology annotation, molecular function: iron-sulfur cluster binding; S-adenosylmethionine-dependent methyltransferase activity. The record is from RefSeq and is a predicted model, not a curated record.